Blastomyces dermatitidis ER-3 is the source of this 989-nucleotide messenger RNA. Its product is annotated as C6 transcription factor. Gene Ontology annotation, molecular function: RNA polymerase II cis-regulatory region sequence-specific DNA binding; DNA-binding transcription factor activity, RNA polymerase II-specific. Gene Ontology annotation, cellular component: nucleus. The record is from RefSeq and is a predicted model, not a curated record. The transcript has a single exon. Lineage: Eukaryota; Fungi; Ascomycota; Eurotiomycetes; Onygenales; Ajellomycetaceae. Gene Ontology annotation, biological process: positive regulation of transcription from RNA polymerase II promoter by galactose. Bases 94 to 621 code for a protein of 175 amino acids.
AGUAGCCAGCUCGUAGAAUGGCACAACAACCUUUCCCCAUUGUUAAAGAGCGACAAUCUGUGCCCGGACACAAUUUCCACAAUAUGAACAAUCAUGAAAUGGUAUCAGAGCCAACUUAUUCUACUUGAUGAGCUAGUUCUUCUCAGCUAUGUUAUACGCCGCGUCCUCUAUGUCGCACUUAAGGAAGAGGAGAGAUCUGCCACCAAGAAAUGUAGAAGAGUGGCACAUGAAACCAUCUGCAAUAUUUCUUCAGCAACCCACCUUAAUAAAAUGACUGGUUGGAAUGCGAUCUGGUUUAUCUUUCAGGCACACCUGGUUACCCUGUUUGGUCUAUUCAUGACAGAUAAUGCAGCUGUUGAUGCCACAGGAACAAUCUACUCCUGUCGUGCACAGGUCGAGAUCAUCAUGGUCGCCCUGGCUCAGAUGCAACUAUGGAGCCCGGCAGCUAAACGAACGUUGGAGGUCGUCUCGCGGAUAUAUGAUGCGGCCAACCGCUUCCAUGGCGACGGUAGCGAGGGUAGCGAGGGUAGAACCACGCAGUCUGCGGCCCUGCCGAACACCCAAUUUCCACUAGCGAGGGAAUACAAUCUCCUAAGUGUGUGGAACAAGUCCCAUUGCUAAAUGACAGAAAUUCUACUGCAUCCUUCGAACAUUCCGGGCCAAACAUGUAGGCCUACCUCACCUGGAGUGACAGUACCGCUCCCUGUAGUUGCACUUUUUUGUCUUCACUCAUGUUUCAGUGCUUGGAACAUUUUCGCCAUCAGUGCGGGUGAUUUGAGGGCAAAAUAGGAUUUCUUCCUCAAUCGCUGCAUUUUGUAAUUUUGCCAAUUAUUUUCUAUGUCAAUAACAGCAAUGGCGUAGGCCAAGUCAUUCCAUAGACACCAGCAGUGUCAUAACCGUGCCAUGCUUACUCAGUCUCUCUGCGCCACAGUGUAUGGAAAACCACACUGUACAGAAAAUAUUUUGAAUAUAGUAAUCUUCAAAAAUUA